This is a messenger RNA of Pseudomyrmex gracilis, 7749 nucleotides long. RefSeq names its product histone deacetylase 4 (gene HDAC4). Gene Ontology annotation, cellular component: histone deacetylase complex. The coding region runs from base 2549 to 5830 and encodes 1093 amino acids. Gene Ontology annotation, biological process: chromatin organization; negative regulation of transcription by RNA polymerase II. Gene Ontology annotation, molecular function: histone deacetylase activity. The record is from RefSeq and is a predicted model, not a curated record. NCBI's taxonomy places the organism in Eukaryota, Metazoa, Arthropoda, Insecta, Hymenoptera, Formicidae. The transcript is spliced from 15 exons.
UGCUUUAAAAUCGUCGAAGAAGAAAUUUUUUUUCUCUCUCUCUCUCUCUCUCUUUCAUGAAAAAAAAGCGGAUUACUUUAUUGUCCUCUCUGAUGCACACGAACCUGAGUAUAUGUGGACAGCACGUGACGCGAGCCGGUCAUUCGCGAUUGGUCAAUAUCCUCCGGUUCCCCGCUUUCGAUGCGACCGCUACGGGAUGGUCCCCUUCUCCGCUUCCCCCGAUGUAUCCUUUCAUCGCGCUGUGAACGCGAUGAAGAAUCAGAGCCACUUGUAGUCGCGAUCGUUUCGCUCCAGCUCAGUCGUGAUCCGCCUACCGAGCGGGCAGCAGCUUUAAGCGCGCGUCGCGUUCUCUUGACUCCCCCUCUUUUCUCGAGUCGCGCACCACAAAGUGUCCCUCGAUCUAUGUGUGUGUUUCUCUCUCUCUUUCGUUUCGUCUUCGGGCUCGCGUAAUCGCGCUUCCAGCGCGCGAAGCUAAAUUUAGCGCUGACCGUUGCUUUUGCCGUGCCGAGGCGCGACGUGUAUGAAACGCGUCUCUCUUCUUCGCCUCCGCCGUCGUUUCCUGUGCCGCACGCGCGCGCCGAGGUCGCGAAACGCGGAGAAAAUGCCACCGGAUAGCAGCAGCAGCAGCAGCAGCAGCCGUCGCCGCAACAUGGCCCACCUGUGAAGCUACGUUGCAGGCCAAUCACGCAAGUUGAUUCCUCGGAGGAGCAAAAAGAAACUUGCCGGCAAGAGAAACUUUUCGGAGAGACCGGGACGAACGGGGAAUUCUUCAACCGGGAGUUGAGCGUCACUGAAAAAGUGUCACAUAUCGGAUCUCGGAUGGAGUGCGUUGUGUGUGCGCAAGAGGAUUAAAACUUGAACUUGCGCGACUUAUUUGCCGCGAUAAUACGUCGUCGUCGUCGUCGUCGUUGACACACGUGUCUCUCUCGUGCGAAAUCCCGUCGUCACGACGCAAUAUAUAUAUCGCUCGUGUUUUUCCGCAGAGAGAAAGAAAACGCGCGUUGUAGCGCGCGUUUUAUGUGUUCGAUCUGUCACACACGCGCAAACAUUACGACACAUCGACAAGUGCAAAUGUGCGAUAAUACUCGUGUUUUACGCACAUCAGCGGCGGAUCACACCGAAAAGAUGUUUGAUCUCGGGCAAUAAAAAAGCGAAUAGAGUAUGCGUGACGUUCGUGCAAUCAACCGGAUGAAAAACGAUCUUCCUCGCGUCUCCGGUUCGCGAGGUUUCGAAUUUUGAGUGACAGCGAAUAUUUUCUUUCUUUUUUUUUGUUGGUUUUUUUACACUCGCGGCUUCGAAAAGCGAGGACGCAACAAUUCGCGCAUACACACACACACACGUGCGCGCGUUCUCAAUCGGCAAAACGAAGCUUCGACGGUGAGGGUCGCGCAAAGCCGAGCGAGCGAUAAGUGGCCGCUCGUGUGCGCGUAAUAAACUCUAAAAAUAGCCGCGCUAUCGCAAGCGAGUAUCGAGGCGAUAAAUAUCGCCGCGACAACACGCGCUUUUGUUGCGUUGCGAAUUCCACAGUUUUCUUCUGUUCGAUCGCCGCGAGAUAGCGCGUGAAAUAACGCGAGGCUAGUAGAAGAACACGCAAGGGGUGCCGAUUUUUUCAAAUCCUCGUAAUCGGACGCAGCGAGACGAACGCUGCAAGAAGAAAACUCACAUCAAUUUCGUGCGAGACGCAUCUUCACACGUCGCUGGAUAAUUUUUCGAAAAUUAGACAGUCGGUGGAAAAAAAAGACGGAGUCGGUGAAACGAGCACACGAUUCAUGUAAUCGCGCGAUACCGAGAAACCGUGGAGCGGCAAACGGAGCGUAAGAAAAAAAAAAACUCGGGCUUCCAUUAAUGCGCCACGAGUCUUCGUUUUUUUUUUUUUUUUUUCGUUAUCUUGAUCAUUCUCGAGGAAAGGUCGACGUUGUACGUCGAAAGAGAGAGAUUAAAAUAGUACACGUGUGACAAAAACAAUCAAUUAACGUUUCUUCGUGCGGCACAGAAAUAUGCAGCGCGAUGAUAUCCGUUUUGCAUUCAGGUUCGAUCUUUCGAGUUAUCGAAAAAUUAUACGUAACGUGAUUAAUGCGAUUGAUUAAAUAUAUAUAUAUAUAUAUCGAUCAAAAUAAUCUUCAACGGAGACAACAGUUGAGUGACAGGAAGUGAAAUAUCGUGCUUUUGUGUGUAUCGAACAAAGAUAAGAAAAAAGUCGUUGACGUCACAAGUGGCCUGCAAGUAACUUGUCAGUAUCGAAAUCGAUAAAAACAAAACAGUGAAAAAAAAAAAAAAAACUUGGCAGUUUUAUCGGUUGUUACAUUUUUGAUCGGCAUCGAUUGUGGUGGUGCACGCUCGAUUUCGCGAAUCGCAAUUGCACAAAUUUUCUCACGUAAAGUCGACACACAACGUCGUGCAUGCCGUCGAAAACUCGCUGCAAAACUCCCCGAUCGAUAUCGUCGAUAACGAUAUAAAAGAGAGGGGGUGGACGCAGUCCGAUCGCGCGGAGAGAGAGUUGUUCGAGUUUCGACCGGGAAACAUCGAGAAACACCCCGCGAAACGAAUUAUGAAGGUUUACGUGGAGCGCGCGGACGCGUUCGAUCGAUACACGCGCGCGGAAAGUUCAGGCAUGAAGAUCGCUCGCGAGCAUUACGAUCGCGCGACAACGAUCGUCCGCCGCCACCAUUACUACCUGCAUCACGGUGGCGGCGGUCACCACGACAGACAUCGUGGAAUGUUACCGGACGUGUGCCGUUGUUCCAUGUGCGUUCCAGAAAUGGCCAGGGACACGCCGGGCUCGCCGAUGCCGCGACCACGGGAUCUGGGCGCCGGAGGCGGCACGGCCACAGCCACCCUGACUUCCGGCGCUUAUCACGCCGCAGCCACCGAUCCCGCUCUGCACGAUCACGCGCUGCAGCAGAGGAUACUCGAGCUACAGCAGCAGCAUCAACUUCAACAGCAGAUCCUGCGCCAGCAGUAUCAGGCUCAGGAACGUCAACUGGCCGAGAUGCACGAGCAACAGUUGACUCGACUAAGGCUCUGGGAACAACAGAAGCAACUUGCUGACGAGAAACGGGAGAAGGAGAGACUCGAGGCUCUCAGGAAGAAGGACAAACACGAUCACAGCGCGAACGCGUCCACGGAAGUCAAGCAACGUCUUCAGAGCUUCCUGGUGAACAGGCAGAGAGAAGCAGCUGCCGCGGCGAACGGAGCGGUACCUGGUACACCCGGAUAUAGAAGCUGGCUACAGUCGCAGACAGAAUCGUCGAACACUACGAACGCGGCGCACCCCUACCGAAUGCCGCAGUUGCUGCAGGAAAAGUUUGGUGACGACUUUCCGCUCAGAAAAACAGCCUCGGAGCCGAACCUGAAGGUGAAACUAAAACAGCGCGUGGAGAGGAACAUGGCGUCGAGAAACUCACCCCUGGCACGUCGGAAGGAUCGCCUGCUGUCGCACCUCAAGCGGAAGUCGUUACUAGCAAACUCUGGCAGCAAUCCCGAAUCCGGGCCUAAUUCUCCCCCGACUGUGAACAAUUCGCAAGCCAGUCCCACCGCCGGAAGCAACACGGCGAUACAGGAAGAAGGUGAGAAUCCUACGUACGGAGGACGUCUCACCAGUAGUAGUCAACAGGGCAGUCUUUCGGAUCUUUCGCUCUUCAGUUCACCGUCCAUGCCCAACAUCUCGUUGGGCAGACCUCACGUACCGUCAAGCUCAAGCGGAACGAAAUUAGCGCCGGUUUCCGAGGCGGAAGUUCGCGCCGCGUUUACAGCGCGUCUCGGCAUGCCGCUCACUGGUCAGAUGCUGCACGGGACUUUGCCGUUCUAUCCAUCCCUGACGGUCAUCGAGGGCGAACCGACGUACAUCCACAAGCAGAUACAGCAGGACUUGCGGGAGCAGGCGCCGCCGCCCACAGCGGUAGGCGGCAACAGACAACAUCCGGCCGCUCCGGUGUACCACACCGCGUCCCCGAUUACAGAUACACAAGUAGCGCACGCGAGACUGCAUAAGGCUGGUCACCGGCCUUUAGGUAGUAGAACCCAAUCCGCGCCACUGCCGCUAGGUCACCCGAUGCUGCAAGGCGGCAUAAUUGCGCCCACUCAUUAUGAGGAAUAUCUCGCGGAGAAACAGCUGCACGAUCAGCAACAGGUGCAUAACUAUCUGAAACAGCAAAUUCGUCAGACGGUGCUGACGCGAGUGGGUUCGCGCGGCCAAACCAAUCAACUGGACGAGGCACCGGAGACCGAGGAAUCCGAAGUGAUAGAUCUCACGGGCAAGAAGGAUCAUUCGGAGGAGAGCGAUCUCACGAAGCAGCAAAGGGAUCGGGAACAGUUCCUGCAGCAGCAGAGGGAUCUCAUGAUGAGACACACGUUGCAGACGAACGAGUCGUCCAUCUACGCUGGAAGUAGAACUUCUCAGUCUGCCAGACCGCUCUCGAGAGCGCUGUCGAGUCCGCUAGUACACUUAGGUCCACAGGGCAGUAGUGGCGAAAUGUUUGCACGAGGGUCUCCCCACCGACCUACUACUGGAGUAGCCUACGAUCCGCUGAUGUUGAAGCACGCGUGUGUCUGUGGUGAUUCGGUCAGGAGUCAUCCCGAGCACGGUGGUCGAUUGCAGAGUGUGUGGGCCAGGUUAUCCGAGACGGGUCUGUUGCAGCGUUGUGACCGAGUGCGCUCGCGCAAGGCCACGCUCGAAGAGAUCCAAACGUGUCACAGCGAGGAGCAUACGCUUCUAUUUGGAACGAAUCCGUUGAAUCGACAGAAACUGGAUAUGUCGCAGUUGUCUGAAAGACUCAAGAAAGACAACAUCUUUUUCCGCCUUCCCUGCGGUGGAGUUGGCGUUGAUAACGACACGACAUGGAAUGAACUGAACACCGCGCCCGCCGCACGAAUGGCGGCGGGAUGCGUCAUCGAUCUUGCGAUCAAGACGGCAACGGGCGAUAUUAAGAACGGCUUCGCCGUGGUGAGACCGCCCGGACAUCACGCUGAACCAAACAGGGCCAUGGGCUUCUGCUUCUUCAACUCCGUGGCAAUUGCGGCAAGGCUACUUCAACAAAGAUUUGACGUUAGAAAAAUUUUAAUUUUAGAUUGGGAUGUUCAUCAUGGAAAUGGCACUCAGCAAAUGUUUUACGACGAUCCGCGGGUGUUGUAUCUGUCGAUACACAGACACGAGGAUGGUAAUUUCUUUCCCGGGACAGGCGGGCCGAUGGAGUGCGGCGAAGGCGAGGGUGCUGGUUAUAACGUGAAUGUAGCGUGGUCCGGCGGUCUGAACCCACCUAUGGGCGACGCGGAGUAUCUCGCGGCUUUCCGUACGAUAGUCAUGCCAAUUGCUAAGGAGUUCGAUCCGGAUAUCGUGAUCGUUUCCGCUGGUUUCGACGCUGCGGUAGGUCAUUCGGCACCGCUGGGUGGCUACAACGUCAAUCCGGCCUGCUUCGGCAGAAUGACACAGCAGUUACUUAAUCUGGCCGACGGAAAAGUUGUUCUCGCUUUGGAGGGAGGUUACGAUUUACCGGCAAUCUGCGACUCGGCGCAAGAGUGCGUUCGCGCGUUGCUAGGUGACGAGCCCAGCCCGAUUCCAGAUGAGGAACUGACGAGGAUUCCAUGCCAAAACGCCAUCGACACGUUACAGAAGACUAUAGCUAUUCAGAUGUUAUAUUGGCCCUGCGUUAAACUCGCUGCUCAUACGGUCGCGAUGAGCGCGAUAGAAGCGAGUCAAAAAGAACACGACGAGACGGAAACAGUGUCCGCAAUGGCCUCUCUGUCUAUGCAGCAGCCUACAAACCUCACAACCACACCAGAACAUUCCCGAGAGGUUUCCGAGGAGCCGAUGGAACAGGAUGAGACCAAAUGAGACGCGUAAAAGAUUAUUCUACUAAAUGUAGAAGUUGCAAUUAAUUGUACGAAACUGGGUAAAUGCUCUUUUGCGGAAUCUCUACCAAGUGCAUUUCUCAGUACGAAUCGAAUAGGGAGUUGUCACGUAUGGGUCUGCUGUGACUGAUGCACAGUUGGCUGUGAUUAUUCCGCAAAAAAAAGCGGUUGACGAUUAUACGUGCGCAAAUUCACACACUCCCGAUUGUUAAAAAAGAAUUAACAGAACACAAGAACAAAAAUAUAGGUACCGUAUAAUAUGGAAGAAAUGAUCUGUAAAAAAUUUUGAGAGCCAAUGAUGAUUGCCGAUGAUACAUCGCGUAUCCCCUUUCACGUCUGAGGAAAGAAAAUUACGAAGUUGUUUGUGAAAUCUUGCAAAUGUUUUUAUUGUCCUUUGCGCAUGCGAUGCGCGAGAUUGUUGUAUAGUUAGCUGACAAUGACAAAUUGAAAUUUUGUCAUUCUAGAGAUUUUUCUUUCUUUUUUCUUUUUGUAUUGUGGAAAGAUUUGUAAUCUUUAUAAAACGAAUCACCUGUUGACAUUGUUGAGAUAAAUUCGAGCGCGCUAAAAAAAAAAAAAAAACAAACAAAAAAAAACAGCUUUCGCCCACCAAUUGAAUAUCGCUUAACGACAAAUUCUCGAUCCUAGUGUCUUAUUAACGAACAACGAAUGGUUUUGAAGAUGACGUCGAGUAUAAAAUAAAAAAUAAAAUAAAAAAAAAAAAAUAAAAAAGAAAAAUAACUCGGCUGGAAUAGUAACAAUUUGUAAUGUUAUCUUUGAUCGUGGACACAGUCCUGCUUGAUCGUGUGGGAAAAAUAGAAAUUGUAAAUUAAGCGCAUCACUCGGUGGGAGAAAAUCAAUUUGUGAACGUUACGCGUUCUCUUCGAAAAUGAACGUCCGGUGAGUGUUUUGUUGACGAUAUAUAAUAUUUUUGUUAUCGAUGUAAGCAUGAGGUGCAAAUUUUCUCGCAGCUUGUAUGAAACAAGUCUAACUGUAUAUCGUGUUGCCUUGGAUAAUUCACAGGAAGAAUUAAUUAUUCGCGUGAUAUAUAAUUCUAUGCCGCCGUAUAUACAUAUAUAUAUAUACAUAUAUAUAUAUUUUUGAAUGCUAAUCGCGACUUUGAACAUCUACUUAGAACCGCGUUUCAACGAGCCGUAUUUUAUCGAAAAUAUUCAGGGAAACAAGUACAGGGAAUUUGAGAAAAAAAAAAAGAAUGUUGUGCGUUAAACAACACACAACAAAUAUUGUAUCUCGUGACGUAGAGAUUCUGUUAUAAUAUGUCGCGUCCAUAUUGCUGACAGUAUGGGGAGAUAGAGGAUGACAUACUAACAAAUAUUAAUAAUAAAAAACACAAUAUUGUAGGAAAAAUUAAUUUUCGAUACAAACGGAAUUCCGCAGCAGUUGCAGGAGCAUCGGCGCCAAGUUCCCUUCCAUUUGCAUGCGAGUGCAAUUUUCUAGAUUAUAAUAUUUAUCAGAAACCGUCAAACGGAAAGAUUAAUAAACAAUGAGAUAAAGAGGUGUAAUUAUCCUUGUAUCGGAGGUAAUUGCCGUUACCUUAUCUUCGCAAAAUAAAAGCCACACAAUACAUAACAAUGCUGAUAAUAUAACUGUUGCUCGAUUUAUAUAUAUAUAUUUAAAAAAAAGUGUACUAAAUAUUUUAUACAGAAACUUUCGUCUUAUUAUCUGGCAGUCCGAAAAAAAGGUUUCUUCUUGAGAAUAUCAAAUUGUUGUAUAAAAACCGACGAAAACAGUCGCGCGUUGACAAAAACCGGAACAAUUUGUUGAAAGCUUUCUAAAACUAAAAAGCGCAACUGUGCAAAAUAUUAUUCAUGACCUGGUAUUGACGAGAAAUGUGUAGAUUUUUCAGUGGAAAAAAAAAAAAAAAAAAAAAAAAAAAAUUAUCGG